AUGUCACUCAAUCUUUCCUGGCCAGCCGCGACCAUGCGCGCAGUCGUUUACCAUGGCACGCCUUUCGAAAUGAUGGUUCAAGAUGUCGCCAAGCCCGCCAUCCUGAACGAGACGGAUGUCGUAGUGCGGGUGACCACCGCGGCUGUAUGCGGAUCCGACUUGCACAUCUACCACGGCUACAUGGGCGGUGCGGUGCCAUGGACGAUGGGCCACGAGGCCGUCGGCUACAUCUCGGAAUUGGCGACGCCAGGCUGCGCAGCUGAAUACGCGAGGGUCCCCUUCGCUGAAGCCAACCUGAUCCCUAUCCCGUUGACUCAUGAAACCGCCAACUCGACGAUCGAGCGCGACUACCUGACCGUUUCGGACAUCUUCGCUACGGGAUGGGCCGGCAUCGACUACACCGGAUUCGAACCCGGCGAUUCUGUCGCCGUUUUCGGGGCGGGUCCCGUUGGGCUGCUUGCUGCCUACUCGGCCAUUCUGCGUGGAGCGUCCAAGGUCUACGUCGUCGACCAUGUGAAGGAGCGCCUCGAUCUCGCCGCUUCCAUCGGCGCCAUCCCGAUCAACUUUGCUGACGAAGACCCCGUCGCCCAGAUUCUGGCUCGCGAGCCGGACGGGGUCAUGCGUACUGUAGACUGUGUCGGCAUGGAGGCGUUGAACUCGAGCCUUGAGAUGGACGAGAGCAUUAUCACACAACAGAUGAUUGAGGUGGCGCAUUUCAAAGGAGGCAUGGGUCAACUGGGCGUGUAUAGUUCACAGGACGAUUCGCCUGGCGCGCCGUACGGCAGCGACAUCUCGCCCACGAUUCCCUUCCCCAUCUCGUCCUUCUUUGCCAAGGGCUUGAGUUUCCGAACAGGAGCCGUUGAUCCGAAGCAGUACGCUCCGCAGUUGAUUGACCUCAUCAACAGCGGCAAAGCCCACCCAAGCUUUGUGAUCAGUGCAGUCAUCGGCAUCGAGGACGCGCCAGAGUACUACAAACGAUUCAAUGAGAAGAAGGAGACCAAGGUGGCCAUCCGCUUUCCGGAGUAG
This is a messenger RNA of Colletotrichum acutatum, 1026 nucleotides long. Its product is annotated as alcohol dehydrogenase. The coding region runs from base 1 to 1026 and encodes 341 amino acids. The record is from RefSeq and is a predicted model, not a curated record. The transcript is spliced from 2 exons. NCBI's taxonomy places the organism in Eukaryota, Fungi, Ascomycota, Sordariomycetes, Glomerellales, Glomerellaceae.